AUGGAGCAACUUUGGAAUGAAGAUGGUCAUCUGGAUCUUGUUAAUUUAAGGGGACUUGACCUUUAUUGCAAGAAAUUGAGGAAGAUCCCUAGUCUAGCAAGGGCCGUCAACCUUAAAAAGCUUUACCUUCAAGGGUGUGAAAGUUUGAUUGAACUUCCUUGCCUCAAUCAUUUGUCAUCUCUUGAUUGGCAGUGGUUUAAGCUUGAGGAAUGUUAUAGUCUCAGCAAGUUUCCAGAGCUUCCAAAUAAUUUUGUUUAUUUAAAAUUAGAAAAAACUAGUAUUGAAGAACUCAAGGGUCAAAUAUGUAUCAAGCAAUAUCUCGAAGCUGAAAUCCCUUAUUGGCUGGAUCUUAGUCAUUGUCCUGUCACCGAAUUUGCAGAAAUCCCGAGAAGAUUAACAGAAUUAGACUUAUCUGGGACUCGUAUUAUAGAGGUGGCCUUGUCUUUCUACUCUUUAAGUGAUCUUCGGUUCUUACAUAUGAGCAGCUCAAGUAUUCAAAAGCUUGAAUGCAAUGUCUCCCUCUCUGGUUCAGUAGCGGUUGAUGUGUCCUCACCAAUCAUGAGAUGUAAAAGCCUUGGAUCUUUGGCAGUGGAUCAUUGCAAGAGCCUUAAAUUACUCUCCGAACUUCCACCGUAUCUAUGGUUAUUGGAUUCACAUGACUGCACAUCGUUAGAAAAUGUAUCCUUAACGGAUCAAAAUUUAUAUCAAUACAGUUCAGAUGAUGAUGAUGAUGAUGAGGGUGGUGGUUAUGGUGUGUUUUACUUGUUAUUCUCUAAUUCUUUCCGCUUGAAUCAAGAUUCGGUUGACAACAUUGAGGUGAAUGCCAUGCUUAAUAUUGGAUCCGUAGCUGAGAAAUGGGCAUUCAGAUAUGAUUUGUACUUCCAUCCUGAAUGUGUACCGAGUUUGAUUUGUUGUUUCCCUGGAAAUAAAAUAUCGGCAAAUAAGUUCGAAUAUCGGAGCUUGAAUUCUUCGAUAAAUUUGGAGAUAUCCCCUAAUGGGAGUAGUAGGAGCAGAAUUUUGAGCUUUGCUGUCUGUCUUGUGGCCGCUGGUGGUUGUGGUUAUGAAAAUUUCGAAACUGGUUUAUAUUACUGGAGAGAAUAUCAGCAGGAUCGGAAGUGCAUCGGUGAUCAUGUGUUGAUUCUAUCUAGUAUCAAAAUGUUUAUAGAAGACAAGGAUUAUGAGGAGGCAUCAUUUGAAUUCAAACUCAUAAGCUACAAGUUCAGUGCGGACGAAGAAAUAGAAGGCAAUUAUAUCGAAGUGAAGAAAUGCGGUGUUUAUGUAUUUUACGUGGACGCAGAGAGUGAUGCCUAUAGUGAAGAUGCUAAUACAGAGGAAAUCGUCGAAUCCAGUGAAAGUUUCGACUCUGAUGAGAUGAGCAAUGAUGACUCCGGCAGGAAUUCGGACUCCCGAGAAGAUGCUAAUGUUGAGGAAGUCCAUGUUGAUGAUGCUACAGAAACUGGACAUGGGGACAAAAGAAGAUUUAUAUAUGAUGGUGAAGAAGGGGAUGCAGAGCCUAAGAGAUUGGAAUAA
Hibiscus syriacus is the source of this 1530-nucleotide messenger RNA. Its product is annotated as protein SUPPRESSOR OF npr1-1, CONSTITUTIVE 1-like. Bases 1 to 1530 code for a protein of 509 amino acids. The transcript has 3 exons. NCBI's taxonomy places the organism in Eukaryota, Viridiplantae, Streptophyta, Magnoliopsida, Malvales, Malvaceae. The record is from RefSeq and is a predicted model, not a curated record.